GACAUCUCGUAUCAGUUCCCUUUACUGGAUAAAAUCGUGCAAGAAUUCUCCAUCUCUUGUACACGUGGAAGUAGUUAUUUUUGUAAUUCUGUGUUGUUUCUGUGAAUUUGUUGUGAAUAUAAAUUCUAAGACCACUCAUUAGCCUCUCCCAAAAUGGACAUAAGAGUGGUUGCGCUUGAACGAGAGGAGACUCAUUCCGUCUAUGGAUCGGCUGGCAUUAUGUUAGAUAAAAAAUACGUCAUUACUACUGCAAACAUUGUCGCUUCAUUGCUUAACAAUUCGUUGAAAAAAUACCUUGGAACAAUUAGUCAAAGAAAAGUUUGUUCUUUCUCUGAUACCAAAAACACCACGACAUUUAAAAUAUUCUGGAAAGAGACAAACUGUAGUAAAUACCACGUCACAAGUGGCAACAUUUUUGCGACAUUCAUUUGCGAAAAUUUGCGACUAUUCUUGCGCCGAAUUUUAAUGGACUGGUCAAUUGAUACGCCUAAAAAUAACACUGGACUUGACGACAUUUUAUCGGUCUUUUUUGUGAUCCAAAUCAAUGAAACGGGUUUAAUUGACGGUUUCACAAAUUGUUUGAGACGUUGGUGGGACUUGAUAAAAAAUGUGGAAAUCAAUCAAAUGGACGACAUUCUUGUAAAAAGUGCCGCUUUUGGGAAUAAAACGUUUCUCGAUUCGUACAGUCGAGGAAUAGUUUCGAACACUGUAGGCCCUAAUAAUUGUCUAAUAGUUAGUGAUUGUGCGUUAACUCCUGGCAGUGAGGGCAGCCCAGUUUUUAGCAAAAACACCGAGAUACCGGUGGGUAUCGUAAUUUCGGCUUCCUCCUGGUGGAAAGGCGACUGGACUGGCUUAACUUUAAUUCUAGACAUUCGGGCUGUUUUAGCUGAACUGUUUCAAAAUGACCAAAUUAUCUCCAAAUGUAUGGUACACCAUCGUUUGCUAGCAAGUACUGAAUCGAGUUUAAUCCAAAUUUAUUGUGGGCCAAAGUGGGGAACGGCAAUUAUUCUAAGCCAGGAAGGCGUUCUUUUGACAAAUUCUCACGUCAUUGAUCUUAACCACAACGUUACGCUUCACGUGAAAGGACAGUCAGUUGGGGCAAAAAUACUGUAUAAAACACCCAAUGACGAAGUUUUUGAUUUGGCGGUUCUUCAGUGUGAUCCCGCGUUUCUUAAUUCACAUAAUCGUAAGCCAAUAAAGUCGAAUCACGAAUGUCUAGCCUUAGGGGAGGAGGUGUACGCUGCGGGUUUUGCCUUAUUUUCCAAAACCAUUUCAUCACAUCCAAUGAUAAGCAAAGGCUGUAUAGUUCAAUCUAAUGAAGCUGUGAUACGAACAACUUGCUGCGUAAACCCAGGAAUGAGUGGUGGAGCGAUUUUAAAUCGACUGGGUGAAAUAGUGGCUGUUAUAGUUUGUAAUUCAAGACUGAACGGUCACGUUUUUCCGAAAUUUAAUAUGGCAAUACCUUAUGGCACGAUUAAAGGAACUUUAGAGCGGUUUUUGAACAGUAAAGAUACUGCCAUUCUGAGUAAUCUGUAUUCAGAUGAUCCUAAAAUAACAUCGGCUUGGAAAAAAAUGACCGCGAAAUUGUAGCAAAUAAAAACUAUUGAAACUG
This is a messenger RNA of Tribolium castaneum (red flour beetle), 1612 nucleotides long. RefSeq lists its product as uncharacterized. Gene Ontology annotation, cellular component: peroxisome. NCBI's taxonomy places the organism in Eukaryota, Metazoa, Arthropoda, Insecta, Coleoptera, Tenebrionidae. The record is from RefSeq and is a predicted model, not a curated record. The transcript is spliced from 7 exons. Gene Ontology annotation, molecular function: serine-type endopeptidase activity. Gene Ontology annotation, biological process: regulation of fatty acid beta-oxidation; protein processing. The coding region runs from base 154 to 1590 and encodes 478 amino acids.